Messenger RNA from Bolinopsis microptera, 1730 nucleotides. RefSeq names its product RNA polymerase I-specific transcription initiation factor RRN3-like. Bases 68 to 1636 code for a protein of 522 amino acids. The record is from RefSeq and is a predicted model, not a curated record. The transcript has a single exon. Gene Ontology annotation, biological process: transcription initiation at RNA polymerase I promoter. Lineage: Eukaryota; Metazoa; Ctenophora; Tentaculata; Lobata; Bolinopsidae. Gene Ontology annotation, cellular component: nucleus. Gene Ontology annotation, molecular function: RNA polymerase I general transcription initiation factor activity; RNA polymerase I core binding.
AACUUUAUAAGAGAACACACUUAUUAUAAGCCUAAUAUAAAACCUGUUCAGGGUCAGCCAAUGAAACAUGUCCACGGUGGUCCUCAAGAAACUUACCCUGGCCAACUGUUCACCCGAGGGACUGGCUCAAAUAAUCAAAGACAAGAAAAAGGUCAAAGAUAUAAACUACCGUGCCUUUCUCUACCUUCUCAAAACGAGCGGUUCAGCAGAUGAUAAGAACACGUACCUUGCAAUACUGCGGAAUCUUACCAUGGUGGUAGCUCUGUUUGAUAAGGAUUGUGAGGACGUGUUUCAAGAGAUAACCAGUUUUCAGUGGGAGAAACUAGAUGGCAAAUUCCGGGGGAUCACUAAGCAGUUUUUAAUUUCGUUGAUCAGUUCUCAGCCUUUCUAUACCAAUAAGGUUAUUGAUAGAUCUAUCAGAAAUCUGUCUCUUGUUGACAAUGAUGAGAAGAUAAUUAUUCAUGGUACAAAUUUAGAGCUUCUUAAGUUUAUCUCUGAAAAUAUGCCCACUUACAUGAAAUUCAUCCAGCAAAAAGUCUUGUCGAACUUUCCUCACAAAUCCAAGCCCUUGCUGGAUCAUCAGGCUUACAUUAAUAACAUUUUGAAACUGGGUGAACUGAUACCCUCCUAUUUCAAUGAUAUCAUCAUGACUAUCAACGAAAGAUUGAUAAAGAUUGAUGUUGACAUAUCCCGGUCCCCAUUUGCUGUCGAGAAAGAUGAACUUUUUUCGUUCGAGGAAAGCCAGAGGUCAUCUGAUGAUGAAAUAACGGAAAAACUGGACGUGAUUCUGUCACAGUUUUUACAGUACAUGAGAGACAACACUUCUGAGGAAAAUGUGGGGCGAUGGUGCAAGGUCCUACUUCUAGGGUUCGAUGCACACAUUCUCAAAGCCCACAUUCCUCCAAAUGUGCCGUUCAUUUUAUUCUACUUUUUCAACAUUCAUUCCAGUCUCAAGACGGUGGUGCUCGAUUAUUUUUGGUCGGUGUUUGCUGAUAGAAACCAGCCAGCCAUCAUACGACAAAGUGGUAUUAUGUAUCUAGCAAGCUUUACAAAUCGGUCAGCGUCAGUUGGGAAGGGCGAUUUGAAGAAGAUAAUGCUCUCAACUGCUACCUGGUGCCACACUUACAUCUCGAACAAUGAUGAGAUUUCAGUAAAAUGUAAUCACACAGCUUUCUACGCUGCCUGUCAGUCUCUGUUUUACAUGUUUUGUUACCGACACAAAGAAAUUUUCUCUUCUUCAGAAUACAAAAUGUUCCUCGACAAGGUAGAUCUACAUCUCAUAGUUCAUUGUAAACUGAAUCCCUUAAAACAUUGCAAUCAGCACAUUCUCAGAAUGUUCAACAAGCUCACUAAUAUGUACGAGAUUGUAGCGUGUUCCCCUGUUAUUGAGAGGAAUUCCCGGAUGUUGCUUCCCUCAACUCAGUUGAUUGGAAAUGAGGAGUAUCCUUUUAAAAGCUGCUUACUUAAUUUAACUUCAAAAUUUAUUCAGCCAUAUUUUAGAGAUAUGGAAUGUUCAAAUGAAUUUCAGUCUGAGUUCAGACAAUAUAAAAUAUCCGAGAACUUUGAAGAUUGGGAUAAUGUCAUUGGUGAAACUUCUAUUGCUAUGUCUCCUGAUUUUCAGGCAAUGUCCUUAUAGAAUAUGCUGGAUUUUGUUGACUUCGUAUAAUUUGAUAUUUCAACAGUAUUUUUGGUGUACAUGUAGAUACUUAAAUGAUGAUUUUAAAACUAAA